CGGACCACGUGACGCUUCGGCUUAAAACGAUCAAACCAGGAAAACCAAAGUCAGAGCAGCAGGUUGAACGAGGAAGCAGCGAUGACCGACCGAGGCCUGAUGUUGGGGAGUCUGCUGCUGGUGUCCCUGUGUGUCGGGGCGGCGGCCAUGGACAGCAGACUGGACCUCCACUGGGAGCUGUGGAAGAAGAUGCACGAGAAGAUGUACCAAAAUGAUGUGGAGGAUGUGCGCCGCAGGGAUUUGUGGGAGGAGAACCUGAUGCUCAUUUCCCAGCACAACCUGGAGGCCUCGAUGGGGCUUCAUAGCUACGACCUGGCCAUGAACCACAUGGGAGACCUGGUGGGACACUUCUAUUGAUUUUUGAGUAUCAUUUGUAGUUAUUAAUGACCACUGUCUUGAUGAUGUUUAGCGGAAUAGAUAUAGUAAGAACAGCUCGUUUUUAGGCAACCGAAGACCCCCUAAAGGUUCGGUUUUAAAUGCUAGCUUUGGGGUUGAUAAGUUAGAUGUGGAGUUGCUCAAUGAAAUGGAACUUUAAGAUGUUCAAAUCGUCUUUAUUUUGCAGCUUCAAGAAUGCCCGAACAAAUUUCCUUCUGUUUACGUAACGUUUCCCCAAAAACAACAGUGCCGAGCUGCUUUGUGACAUUUUGGAGCUUCUUAAAAAGUAAAAUAAAAUAAACCCUGUCUUCAAAAUGUG
Molecule: messenger RNA, 694 nt
Organism: Stegastes partitus (bicolor damselfish)
Lineage: Eukaryota; Metazoa; Chordata; Actinopteri; Pomacentridae
Product: cathepsin S-like
Exons: 3
Coding region: 82-357 (91 amino acids)
Source: RefSeq, a predicted model, not a curated record